This is a messenger RNA of Aspergillus sclerotioniger CBS 115572, 3253 nucleotides long. Its product is annotated as Mechanosensitive ion channel family. Gene Ontology annotation, cellular component: membrane. The coding region runs from base 228 to 3011 and encodes 927 amino acids. Gene Ontology annotation, biological process: calcium ion transmembrane transport; intracellular calcium ion homeostasis. The record is from RefSeq and is a predicted model, not a curated record. The transcript has 2 exons. NCBI's taxonomy places the organism in Eukaryota, Fungi, Ascomycota, Eurotiomycetes, Eurotiales, Aspergillaceae. Gene Ontology annotation, molecular function: calcium ion binding; calcium channel activity.
CAUUCCCUCUUGGGUUCAAAGACAAUUCUCCGUCAUGUCUCGGUUCAUCGUUUAUCCUGCCUUGUUCUUUUAUGUGUUACUGCGUUUGAAGCUUUGCAUGAGUCCUUUUUUAUCUACCAUGAUUUAACAUAGUACACAGUCUUCUCUAGACCACCUACAUGAGCAGUCCUUGAGCGGGCCGGCAUCUCAUUUAGCUCUUCACUCUCGACUCCUGGCCUGGUGCCAACAUGUCGACCCCCAUGGAAGAUCGUCCUGCUUCCCAUCAUACGGAAGAAAAGAGGAAACCCAGACUGGAAGACGGGUCUCCAGACUCCGAUGAAGGCACAUAUGUUUACGACAGCUCAAGUAACGGAAAUCACCUUAGAGUCGAUACCUCUUACGAUGAGCCGGAUAGAAACGCCUUGUACUCUCCUGUCACCGCAAGAGAAGAAUCUACGCGGCUGGAAGAUGACCUAGCGGUUCUGGAGGCAGAGCGGAUGGCAUCACGUUCCACUCAUGAAGGAGGUUCGGAAAAGAGGGUGAAUGAUGAUGGCACGUCCAUCUCUCGCUCUCGUUCUCGCUCUCGCUCACGCCGAUCCGAAGUCGACGAAUUCGACGAGGCCACCAAUCCUCUCCACGAAAAAGCUGCAGUGUAUAAUCCACCCGAGAACCCCAACACCAACAUCGCAAGGUUCGUGAAAAGGCUUCACGAGUCUAGUUUUAUUAUUCGCUAUAUCACCUACAUUGUACCGCUUGUCCUUAUCUUGUUGAUCCCGUUGCUGGUCGGCGCACUUGCAUACCCCGAUGCUAGUGUCGGUGGUGUCCGAUUGGUUUGGUUCUCGGUGUGGUUGGAGAUUGUCUGGCUAACCCUAUGGGCUGGAAGGAUCGUCUCCAAAUGUAUCCCUAUCCCUGUGAGCGCCAUUGCUAGUAUUUUCACGAACAACGCAAAGAAAUGGCGUGAUCUGGCCAAGCAAUUGGAGCUGCAUGGAACCCUGUUCUUCUGGUGGCUGGGCGUGGAAAUAUCCUUUUUGCCCACGAUGAAGAAUCACCAUGUGGAUGGGAGACAUGCUACGCGCUCGUGGGAAAACACAGUCAACAAGAUUAUCAUUUCCGUCUUUGUUUGGACGAUUUUGAACCUCGUUGAGAAAUUCAUCAUCCAGCUGAUCGCCAUCAACUUCCACACGCGUACCUACGCGGAUCGAAUUGAGAUCAACAAAUUCCAGAUCGGCAGCUUGACCAAACUGUAUGCUUUCUCCCGGCAGAAGAUCUCUGCCAAGGACACGGAAUUCGAAGAGAAGCAGCAGCCCGGUACUAAGACUCCUAUGAAGAUCCCGUUCCACUACGCCGGAAAGGCAGGUCGAUUUGCCAAAGGUGCCUUGCACAAGGUUGGCGACGUCGCUGGCGCAGUUGCCGCAGACUUUACUGGUCGCACAGCCACUAAUAGCAACCACCCGUACCAGGUGGUGCUGACUUUGUUGCGGACCACCAGUGGUUGUCAGGUCUUGGCUCGACGUCUUUACCGGACUCUUGUGCGUGAUGGAUUCGAAACCGUUUUCUCGGGCGAUUUGAAGGAGGCAUUCGAUAACAACGAAGAAGCUGAGGCGGCAUUUACAAUGUUCGACAAGGACAUGAACGGAGACAUUUCUAUGGAAGAAUUGGAGGCGGUUUGCGUGGAGAUUGGACGCGAACGCAAGGCCAUUACCGCGUCACUGAAAGAUCUCGACUCUGUCGUCAGCAGACUUGACAAUGUUCUCGAAUUCUUUGUGGUACUCAUCACUUUGAUUGUUUUCCUGACUUUGAUUUCCACGUCGGCUGCCGGCGUGCUCACGUCUGCAGGCUCUAGUAUUCUGGCACUGUCCUGGUUGUUCUCUGCAACUGCACAGGAACUGCUCCAGUCACUCAUCUUUGUGUUCGUCAAGCACCCGUUUGAUGUCGGUGACCGGGUGACAGUCUAUGGUAACUCUGGUGAUGCGGGCUUGGGAGAUGACUACUUCGUCAAGCAGAUCUCUCUUCUGUACACCGAGUUCAAGAAGAUGCAGGGCCAUGUCGUGCAAGCCCCCAACAGCUACCUUAACGGUCUUUUUAUCCUCAACCAGCGCAGAUCCGGUGCCCUUGCUGAGGCCGUGCCCAUUGUCAUCAAGUACGGCACGACGCUUGAGCAAAUUGACGCCCUUCGUCAACGACUGCUGGAAUUUGUUCGCAGCGAAUCCCGCGAAUUCCAGACCAAUAUCCUCACUGAGAUGCGUCAGGUGACCGAAAACUUCUCUGUUACUCUCAAUGUUGUCUUCUUCUACAAGUCGAACUGGCAGAAUGAAGGCUUGCGUCUACAGCGCCGCAAUAAAUUUAUCUGCAUGCUCAUGCUCGCCUUACAAGAGAUUGGCAUCGAGGGACCACGCAUGAACCUCCAGGGUGCCCGUGUCGACAUUCCCUUCCAUGUCGCUGGGUUCCCAUCUCAUGUUGCUUCCGGCGGUAGUGAUGGUCGGCCUCCGCCAACUCCUGUCCAUGACAACAAUUCUCUUCACGAAAACUCCGGCUUCAGUAGCGCUACGCGCCAGCAUUCUAUUCUCCGCAGGGGCAUAGAUACCGCCACUGCUCGCGCCCGUGGGGACUCGAUGCACACGCGGAAGCAUGUGGACUUCUCUCUCGGAAUGCGCGACAUUUCUUCCGGCGACGUUAUGGGCGACGUGUUCGAAGACCGCCGCACUCGAGUGGAUGAUGUUGUCCGAAUGGCCAACCGGGAAACAACGGAGCGUCGCAUCCAGGAAGAGGAGGAGGAGGCCGAGCGGCAGAGCCGUGCAUCUACCUCCCAUCACCGACGAAGCCACUCGAAUCUCAGCGUGCCAUCUGUUGCGCACACUGGUCGCCAGUCGAUGGAAUCCCAAGGUGGCCACAGUUUGUCGUCUGUGAGCCGCGGUCGGUUCUUCCGCCAUCGCAACAGUGUCAGCAGCCGUGGGGGGGCUGACCUGGAGCAAGGGCCAUCUCAUGGUCAGCCUCAAGUCCGCAGUGUCUCGCCUGGUGUGAAGGAGCAAUGAUCUCUUAGCUUGUGCGGCAGGCAUUCUGGAAAUGACUGCCUCACUACGUCAUUACUCGAGACAUAUUUUAUAUAUAUUUCCCGUACAUAGAAAAGGCGGCGGUUUGGUUAUGACAGACGUCCUGUGAUGUCACUGUUGAUCAAGUUUGCUUUGCCAGGUGGGAUUAGACUAAUUGUUGAGACCUGCAUAUCAGGUUUUUUUCUUGUACUUUGUUAGACGAUAUAGAUUCAAUAAUAUUGCAC